Messenger RNA from Ceratina calcarata, 1661 nucleotides. Its product is annotated as pectin lyase-like. Gene Ontology annotation, molecular function: pectate lyase activity. The transcript is spliced from 2 exons. Bases 290 to 1396 code for a protein of 368 amino acids. The record is from RefSeq and is a predicted model, not a curated record. Lineage: Eukaryota; Metazoa; Arthropoda; Insecta; Hymenoptera; Apidae.
GAACCGCGUACAUCGUCACGACAUCGACGACACUCCGGGAUUUUCUGCCACAGAGAACAGUUUGAUUCACACACAGUAGUCUCGUACUUUAUCAAUUUGCGCCCAAGACUACUGUAAACUUCACGGGCAAUUACCCGUCCCUGUAGUGCAACUGUUUUCACUGAAAAAAAGUGAUAGUGUCAACAAUACUGUAACACGGCUAAGUGUAUCUUUAACCUGAUAUCUUCACGAUAUACGUGUCCAUUGACUAUCUAUUGGUCGGUGAAUAAACUGUGUACUUCACAGCUAUAUGAACAUGAUCGCAUACGUGAUCGCAGUGCUCUUUUACACUACCUGUGAGUGUUUAAUUCCAAAUAAUACAAAUGUAGGAACACUCUUUCAAUCUUUCGACGAGGAGAGUCCGUAUUUGAACAAAGUGAAUAACAUUGUUGAAAGAAAAGGAAGAGCUACUCUGUCUUAUCCAAACACAGGUGUGAAUGGAAUGAUGGGUUUCGCUAAAGCGGCACGUGUUACCGGUGGAACAGCAGGCCCUGUUGUGUUUGUGUCUACUGUCGACGAAUUUAGAAAAGCUGUUGCGGGUUCAGAUAAAAAAAUUGUGGUUAUCAAUCGCAACUUGAUUGCUAAUACUCUGACGAAGGUUUCCUUCGGCGCGAACAAAUCAAUUAUUGGUUCGUACGGUAACAACAUUUUGCACAACGUGCAUCUACGGGCCAGUCAAACCUCAGGAAAUGUUAUUUUCCAAAAUAUCGUUUUCCGGCAUGAUGAGAAAAUUAAAGAUAACGAUGACAUCCAACUGUAUCUGAACUAUGGAACGGGUUAUUGGGUAGACCAUUGCUACUGGCCUGGACAUAACUGGAAUGGUGCUGACGGUAGUACAGAUAAGUUAAUUUAUGUUGGAGAUAAAGCGAACUAUGUGACUAUCAGCCACUGCCAUUUUAAAAGUCACAAAUACGGCUGUAUUUUCGGUCAUCCUGCCGAUGACGAAAACAUGCAAUAUCUCGGCUAUCCACGUAUAACUAUUUGUCACAACCGCUUUGAAAAUAUGGAGGUUCGUGCCCCAGGACUGAUGCGCUAUGGUUACUAUCACGUGUACAAUAAUUAUAUCAAUAAUUUCCAUCUGAGUUUCACCUUCUUGUCACACGCCAAUAUUGUCUCCGAGUCAAAUUUCUUGGGUGCAGGAUCUGAGAACAGGGGACAUUUAGAUGACAAGGGGAAUGCAAAAUUCACAGAUCGUGAUAGUGUACCUAAGCUGACUGCAAGAUUGUCAUCCCCGGCCGACUGGACACCAAGUUCUAACUAUAAUUACAAACGUAUGACUGCUGCCGAAGCGAAGAUCUGGAAUAUUGCACAUUCAGGAGUGGCUGCUUCUGCAAAUCAACUUCAUUUCGCUGAAUAAGAUUUGUCAGUAAUCGACAGGACAGGGCAUUAGUGAAGGGGAGCCUAAAAUUUAAAUUGCUUAGAUGUCUGUUUUUUAUCUGUUCACUACAACGACAGAGAUAGGCGCGCUAGAUAUGAAAAGAAACUUAUGAUAUUCACUCCAAACUGCCAAGAGUUUCGUCUAUUACGGAAAACAUAGUAUUCAGUUACUUUGAACGUAUUGCUGUAUAAAGAAAAACUUCAUACAUGGCCAGUUUUGUUGUAAAUAAAUACUAGAAAAUGUU